UGGCUGUUGGACGGCUUUUGCCAGUCGUGGUGCUUUGUGUAGUGGGUUAAAGUCGUUCUUGAGAGGGACGUCUCUGUCCGAAGAGAAAAUGAGUUUAGCUCUGAGAAAUGAGCUUGUAGUAGACAAAACAAAAAGGAAAAAAAGAAGAGAACUCUCUGAGGAACAGAAGCAAGAAAUUAAAGAUGCUUUUGAACUAUUUGAUACUGACAAAGAUGAUGCAAUAGAUUAUCACGAGUUGAAGGUGGCAAUGAGAGCCUUGGGGUUUGAUGUGAAAAAAGCUGAUGUACUGAAGAUUCUCAAAGAUUAUGACAGAGAAGCCACAGGGAAAAUCACCUUUGAGGAUUUUAAUGAAGUUGUGACAGACUGGAUAUUGGAAAGAGAUCCACAUGAGGAAAUACUGAAGGCAUUUAAACUUUUUGAUGAUGAUGAUUCAGGUAAAAUAAGCCUGAGGAAUUUGCGACGUGUUGCUCGAGAAUUGGGUGAAAACAUGAGUGAUGAAGAACUUCGUGCUAUGAUAGAAGAAUUUGAUAAAGAUGGUGAUGGAGAAAUAAAUCAGGAGGAGUUCAUUGCUAUUAUGACUGGUGACAUUUGAAGAUUCGUAAGAAUAACAACUAAAAAUGUUGCAGUUAACCAUCUUAAAUAUAUUAUGCCUGGAGCCAGGGAAAGAAAGAAGCCAACUUAGUUCUUUUUUUGCAAAAGGACCAAAAAUAAGCAUCUCAUGUAUUUGUAUUUUACUACUGUUACGUUUCUUUGUAUAAACGGUGUUGUUAGUAUUCAAAUAGUUCAGUUUUGUAUUUAUAGUAUAACUUUUAUAUAAAGUUUAAACAAUUAAAUCAUGUGAUACAGUUUCUUCUUUGGAAGUUUUUAAACUUAGUCACCUUUGGUGUACAAGUUUUUCAGCUCUUCACAUUAAUAAAAUGCUUA
Messenger RNA from Chrysochloris asiatica (Cape golden mole), 924 nucleotides. It is a transcript of the gene CETN3, whose product is annotated as centrin, EF-hand protein, 3. Gene Ontology annotation, molecular function: calcium ion binding; microtubule binding. The coding region runs from base 89 to 592 and encodes 167 amino acids. The transcript is spliced from 5 exons. Gene Ontology annotation, cellular component: microtubule organizing center. NCBI's taxonomy places the organism in Eukaryota, Metazoa, Chordata, Mammalia, Afrosoricida, Chrysochloridae. The record is from RefSeq and is a predicted model, not a curated record. Gene Ontology annotation, biological process: spindle pole body duplication.